AUGAUGCUUUCAUAUAAAAAAUUGAAUAAAAAAAAUGGAAAAUAUUUAAAAAAAGUAGAUAAGAAAAAUAAAAUUAAUAAUAAUAAAGUGAAAAAUAAAAAAGCAAUUGAUACUACAACUAUGAUUUAUCCCAAUUAUGUAAAAUUGUUUUUAAUACCUGAUGAAAGCAUAUUAAAUUUUGUAGACAAUUUCAUUGAAAAAUUAUUUAAUGAGGACACAUAUAUAAAUACAAUAGACAAAAUGAUAUCAAAGAAAAAAUGUAUCAUUAAAAAUUUAUUAGAAUCACAAAAAAAAUUUUUCGAAUCAAAAAUGCUAAUAAAUCCAAUAUUUAACUACAACAUAACCGAUGAAGAAGUAGAUAAUAUUUUUAAUAAAUGUAGUGGAGAUAAAAUUGAUUUUAACUUAUUUUAUGAAGCAAGAAGAAUAAUACAAAUAGUUAAAGAAAAAUUUAAAACAUAUGAUAAUUAUGAAAAAUCCACUUUUUGUAAUAAAUUAGUAACAAAAUAUGAAUUUAAAAAUUACAUAAUGAAAUAUUUGCAAAGCAGUGGAAUAAAAGACAAAGUUAAAAUAGAGUUUAAAGAAAAUACCUUAUCAGCAGUUCAAGUUUUUAAAAGAGGAAAUACUUAUUUCAUACAACUACAAAGUCAGGAUAUUCAAAAAAAAUUAAUGCAAUCUUUAUGUGAUCAUGAAAUUGGAACACAUUUAUUAAGAAUGAUUAAUCAUCAAAAUAAUAAUUUAGAAAAAUAUAAUAUUAAUUCAUGUCAUUCAACUGAAGAAGGUUUAGCUGUUAUUAAUUCAAUGUACACUUUAAGAAAAAAUUACUUAUUACUUGUUUCUCCUGCUUUAAAAUAUUUAACUGUUUGCUUAGGAAAUUUUUAUAGUUUUUCUAAAUUGUAUAUUUUUUUAAACGAUUUUAUAAAAGAUUCUGAUAAAUGCUUUAAAAUGUGCGCAAGAGUUAAAAGAGGAUUAAGAGAUACAUCCAUCCCAGGUAGCGUAUAUCAUGAUCAAUUAUAUUUUAUUGGUUCUUACAGCAUACUAAAAUGGUAUAAAAAUAUUAAUUUCCCUUUGUUAUAUUCUGGAAAUAUAGGAUUAAAACAUUUAAAUGAUAUUUCAAAUUAUGUUGAUACAACAAAAAACAUACUUCCAUCAUUUUUAUCCAAUAAAAAAAAACUAUGUAUCUAUAUGAAAUUUUUAGAAAAAGUUUCUUACAUAAAUGGUAUAACCCCUGAAAGAUGUAGUUUUAUCAAAAAAAAUUUAGGAAAUAAAUAA
Molecule: messenger RNA, 1269 nt
Organism: Plasmodium relictum
Lineage: Eukaryota; Apicomplexa; Aconoidasida; Haemosporida; Plasmodiidae
Product: conserved Plasmodium protein, unknown function
Exons: 1
Coding region: 1-1269 (422 amino acids)
Source: RefSeq, a predicted model, not a curated record